This is a messenger RNA of Protobothrops mucrosquamatus (brown spotted pit viper), 2562 nucleotides long. RefSeq names its product HAUS augmin like complex subunit 3 (gene HAUS3). The record is from RefSeq and is a predicted model, not a curated record. The coding region runs from base 58 to 1860 and encodes 600 amino acids. Lineage: Eukaryota; Metazoa; Chordata; Lepidosauria; Squamata; Viperidae. Gene Ontology annotation, cellular component: centrosome; HAUS complex; mitotic spindle. The transcript is spliced from 4 exons. Gene Ontology annotation, biological process: centrosome cycle; spindle assembly.
UGAAAACCUGGUAGAGAACAGCUGCAAUAUCCAGCAUCAACAAGUGAAGACAGAAUUAUGGAUGAUGGAGCUAAGUUUGUUGAAACUCUAAAGCGGACAGGAUAUUUAAAGGCAAAUUCACUUAACGGAGAAGACUUUGACUGGUUAUUUGAAACUUUGGAAGAUAAAUCAUUUUUGGAGUGGUUCUGUGGAGCUUUGAAUGAGCAUAAUGUAUUAUCUGAAGAAGAGUUGCAGUCAUUUAACACUCUCCUAAAAUCAUCAAAACCAAUUUUAGGAGAAGAAGCUCUCAGUGAAGUUCUUAAAAUUUCCAAGCCUCUGGAUAUGAACACUGACAAUUGUGAGGAAAAAGAGGAAACUCUUAAAAUGUUAGAAAAUGAAUUUCAAGAUCUUAAAAAGAUUAAACAGGUAAAGAUUCAUCGUCGUAACAAGCUUCAAAUCAUGGCUUCAGCUAAUAGUUUUAUCUCCCUAAAAAUUAAAGAAAGAGGUGAGGAAGGACUUAAAAUCCUGAAAGAUAGUCAAAGGAACUUUACAGCCAUGAAUAUAAAGAUAAACAAUGAGCUUCAGACCCUAACUGAAGGAGUUAAGAAACUUGCUUCUUUUUUUGCUGUUGCAGCUGGACAAGACCUGGAUUCUCUUCCUGUGCUGCUAACUCAACUUGCUUUAGAUAAUUAUUUGUAUCAAGAAGAACAAAGCACCGGAGCUCUUACUUCAUAUACAAAAAAACAGUUUUUCCAGGGUAUAUCUGAAUUGGUGGAGAGUUCUAAUGAAGAAAAUUUCCAACUUGUACAUAUAAGUAAGUCUUCCAGUUGUGAGGGAAGCAGUGAUAUAUGUGAUGAAAGAUCAGAACUGGCUAGAUUGCAAAUGGCAUAUAUUUGUGCUCAGCAUCAAUUAAUUCAACAGCAAGCAAAGAACCUAAGUAUGAGAUCGGGUCUUCAGUGGGCAGAGAAGAGUAUAGGUACUUUAAAAAAGAUUCAUGGAAAAGAAAAAUUUGAAGCUAAAAUUUCUAGCUUGAAUAAUGAUAUUGCAAAAAUAAAAACAGAUUUAUCACAAAUAAACAGUGGAACCCUAUCUUUGCUGAUUAAGGAGAAUGCAGAGCUGUUGAAUAUGCCUGUGGUUAAAGGGGAUUUUGAUCUACAAAUUGCUCGACAGGACUACUAUACAUCAAGGCAGGAUCAGAUUUGUAACCAGCUGAUCAAACAGAAGGCAUCAUUUGAAUUUCUUCAAUUGGCAUAUGAAAUUGAAUUUCGAAAACUUAGGGAAAAUAGCCGUCUGCUGGAAAAUAUGGUGCAAGACCUGAAAUUAAGCAAUGACAUUUUAGUGCGGACAAUAGAAACAGUGUCUGAGCCUUCUAUAUCCCUUCCUAGGACACAAAGUAGCACUGUUGAGUCAAAGAACAUUGCAGCACAUAGGAUGUGCCAACUUCUGGAAGGAAGGAAUCCAAAACAAUUAUUUACAACAUAUGAAAGGCUUGAGGAGAUGGCUGAAAAGUUACAUUUGGAUUCAGUAUCAAUGUUUGACCAGUUAGUGAUAGCUGGCCAAGGACAAAGUCUUCUUUUGUCAAAGAUGGAUGCUGAUUUAACAAUUCUUCAUGAUUCAAUAUACUGCAAAGAAGAAAGUGUGUGUCUUAGUAAUCAGGAACUGUCUGAACAGUUUCAGCAGUUGGAAUUCCAGUUGAAUAAAAUAAAUCAACUUAUUAUGGAUUUUCUUGCUGAUAUAAAAGCUAAGAAGAAGGUCUUGGAAAAUAAUAAAGUACAGGAGAUGGAAAGAAAACUCUGCUUGUUCUUCUUCAACAAUGAAGAACGUCUGAAAAACAUUGUGGAAAGAUUGGAGCAACAAGUUGAGGCUCAACCCAACCCUUAAAGAUUAUGUGUUAAAUUAAGAAUGGUUUUUUUUGGGGGGGUGUUUAGAUUAUUCAAUUUUUUUGCAUUGAAUUUUAAUGGGCUAUUGUUGCAGCACCAGAAAGUUUAAAGGAAAUUAUGAAGCCACCUCUAUGAGUCAAUAGUUAUUUGGCGAACUAGAUAAACUAUAUUCUUGAGUUGAAAGACAAAAUAUAAUCUGGGAAAUAUUCUCAUAUGAAAAGAUAAAGACUUCCUAGGUUUCUUACACCAAGUAGGGGGAAUGUGUAGAACUUCAGUUCAUUAGUCAAUAGUUUUUCCAUUGUUUUUUAAUCCUUACAUUCAGUAUAUUGAUGAGUAACAUUUUAUCCUAAUUUGGUAAAUAUUCCGAACUACCUUCCUCAACCUGAUGCUUUCCCAUAGUAUAAUUAGGGGAGUUGUAGAUUAGGACAGCAGGGGAAUAUUGUGCUAUGAAGAGCUAUUCUAUAGGAUGAUUAAACUUGCAUUUCUGUACCCAAUACUACUUGGUGUUUGUAUGCUACACCCUUCUGCCCCACGAAACUCCCUUAGUAUUCAUUUAUAUUCAGUUGUAAUCAUUAAUUUUAGUACCAGACUUAACAAAGCUGAAGAUAAAAGCUUUCCAUGUCUUUCAGAUUAGAUUGUAAAUAUUGGUCCUAUCAGAAAGUUGAGUUUUGUAGCUGAAACAUGUAAGCUUCAAAUAAAUUUU